Molecule: messenger RNA, 1368 nt
Organism: Theileria orientalis strain Shintoku
Lineage: Eukaryota; Apicomplexa; Aconoidasida; Piroplasmida; Theileriidae
Exons: 1
Coding region: 1-1368 (455 amino acids)
Source: RefSeq, a predicted model, not a curated record
AUGUGGAAUUAUCCUUAUGAUAACGGAUACGAUAUUUACACGAAUUGUGGAUAUAAUCUGAUAGGAGCACAACCAGAUCAGAAUUCAUUGUGCUAUGUGAAUGAAGCUAACGAAAAUGGCUUAGAAAAUACACUAAACCCGCUCAUUAUACAAAAUAUGUCUAAAAAUCAUUGUAAUCACAUCGGUAAUGUAUUGUUAAUGGAUAAGACGAACAAGAGUGUUCAACGUGAUUUCAAUGAAUGUAGCAACCAAUAUGAUUACCAUGAUACAAGCACAGAGAACUCAACUAAAGAGGACUUUUAUUGUGAACCAGAUUCUAAUAAAAGUUCAAAGAGAGCUGAUAAUUUAAAUGAUUGUGGCGACCCCUCAAAAUUGUCACACAAUUAUAAGCAAGCAGGAUUGUAUGAAGGGUCUCCAAAAAAUGGUUCUGACUAUUUUAAUGAGAAGGAAUCGGCAGAUCAAAAGGAUAACGUAGAAAGUUACGAUAAGUUGAGUCCAAAUACAACAUGUUCAACAAAUGACCUGAGCCCUGAAGAGAACCUACAUCAGGAAGUUUCCAAUAAUACUUACGAUUACGGCACGUACUCAGGGUUAUCAUAUGAUCCCUGGAACGUGCCGAAUAUGGAGAACGCAAGUUUAAAUCAAAUGAAUUCUACGUAUUUUUGGGACCCUAGCGCUAUGAACAAUGUGUACUAUAAUGGUUAUGGAAUGAGUCAAGUCCGUUACGAUGACGUUGGAUUCAACUCUAGCAAUUCAGGCGUUGAGCCAUAUAACAUGACUCAAGACCCUUACACAUUAAAUUUCAUGAAAACCGCUCCAAGUACUAUUGAUUUGUCGAGCACUUUUAAUGUUCCUUACGGGAACAUGUUUAGCCCUAAUGAAGCUUUUGUAAGUCCUUCAAUUAAAUUUCAACAAAAACCAUAUAAUAGUUUUGUUCCCGUUGAUCAAAACAACUUCUUUAUGAAUAAAAAUUUAGAUUCUCAGAAUAACUUUUUUAACAAAUCAAAACAGUUUAAGCAAAACUAUGGUAAGGCUAUGUCAAAUGGUACACAUGUUGGCAACCAUUUGAAUAACAGAAUGGAUUUAGUUACGAAUACGAUUAAGGGAGAAAAUCAAUUCAACCUAAAUUUCAUUGACGAGGACACAUUGGAGCGGUUUAUAUAUAAUGGAAACAUCAAGAAAAUUGAUCUGGCCUGUAUAGACUUUAUAAAUAUGAGCGAUAGAAUUUGGCAGGCUCUUAGAGGAGCUGGCCUGUUUAAACUAGGCAACAAAGGCAGAGCUGUACUUAAAUCAAAGAUAUCGAAGCACCUAAAGAUGUAUCCAGAACUGAGAAUUAGGUACGUCCAGAUACUUAACACCUUUCAUUAG